Molecule: messenger RNA, 514 nt
Organism: Pomacea canaliculata
Lineage: Eukaryota; Metazoa; Mollusca; Gastropoda; Architaenioglossa; Ampullariidae
Product: SRA stem-loop-interacting RNA-binding protein, mitochondrial-like
Exons: 4
Coding region: 56-349 (97 amino acids)
Molecular function (GO): mRNA binding
Source: RefSeq, a predicted model, not a curated record
CUCAAUAAAGGGACACAACUAACGUGCUUCCGUUACAAUUCACGCCUGUUCCUCAAUGGCAUCUCGAAGGACUUUCAAACUUUUUGUGGGUAAUUUGCCAUGGACAGUCUCCAAAAAUGAGCUGUCAGAGUAUUUCAGCAAGUUCGGAAACUUGAGAAGCUCUUCUGUUGUAUUUGAUAACAAGACUGGUUUGUCCAAGGGGUAUGGUUUUGUGGAAUUUUUAAACAAAGAUGGCUACACAGCUGCCGUGUCUCAGGACCACCAUUUAUUAGAAAAGAACAAGCUGACACUGGGGCUAGGAGUACGCCCAGCCUUGAAUAGACAACUUGAAAAUGAUGACAGUGAAUGAUCUUUACAUGUUAUUGUCUUUUUUUUUUUUUGGUGGGGGGGGGGGGGUGUUAUGUGAGAUUGCGGAAUGUUAGAAGGGGGAAAGGUAGUGUCUAGUAUGCUGAAAUGUGCCAGAAGUUUGUCAUAAUUAAAAGUCCACAUACAAUAAAAAUUUUUUUCAUCUGAA